AUGGUUGUUACUAAACCCCAGAGGAGAUCCAGGAGACCAGAUGGAACAUCUAUUACUCUUCAUGAACGGAAGGAUGGACUUCCAGAGAACAAGAAAACCAGCACCCCUAGUGGUGACACUGGCAACAAGGGCACAAUCAGCAGCACUGAGAAUAAACCCACACCCACUGGUUCUCUCAAAGUGCCUCCAAACUUUGUGCUCUCUAAAAAGAUUCUGAAAAAGAUUGAGCAUAGGAUGGAGUAUGUGAAGAAGCAGGAGAGUCUGCCUCCCCCUCCCAGCCCACUGAGGAAGGCGUCAGUCAGGGCAGCUCUGAACGGAGUCCCCUUCAUCGAGGCUGUCAAAACUUCCACGCCUAAAGUCAAGCCUGCUCACAGAGAGGCCAAGGCCCAGAAAGCCAAGACCUCCAAAUCAGACUAUAACUUCAACACUACUGCCCAGACAAUACAGCCAGCAUGCCAGCCACAGAACAACCCAGAGCCUGCUAGCAAACCAGACAAACCACCUGGAACUUUAGCAACACCCGUCCCAAAUGCUGCCUCAUCUGUCCCAAACAACUUGUCCUUUUCUCUUGGGACAACCACACCUUCAGCACAAACCCAGAAAGAGAAACGGUCUAAAACCCAACCUCAGACUAAAGCAGCCCCUGAGGCUCAGGGCGCUGGUAGCACCUCGACCAGUUGCACCACGAGCAUCACCGGUAAACCAGCGGGGACAGGAAGCAGCAGCCAGCUCACCUUCACUCCCAACUCUGUGAGCGGACGUGCCCAGGCUGCCAGACUGAGGCUGAAGCAGAUGAGAGAGGACAAGUCCAGGGCUCAGCCAGCAGAGGACAGGUCCAGGGCUCAGCCAGCAGAGGACAGCAGAGAGGACAGGUCCAGGGCCCAGCCAGCAGAGGACAGCAGAGAGGACAGGUCCAGGGCUCAGCCAGCAGAGGACAGCAGAGAGGACAGGUCCAGGGCUCAGCCAGCAGAGGACAGGUACAGGGCUCAGCCAGCAGAGGACAGCAGAGAGGACAUGUCCAGGGCCCAGCCAGCAGAGGGCAGCAGAGAGGACAGGUCCAGGGCCCAGCCAGCAGAGGGCAGCAGAGAGGACAGGUCCAGGGCUCAGCCAGCAGAGGACAGCAGAGAGGACAGGUCCAGGGCUCAGCCAGCAGAGGACAGCAGAGAGGACAGAUACAGGGCUCAGCCAGCAGAGGGCAGCAGAGAGAACCACCUCUCGACAGAGCCACCCAGAGCUUCACAUCGAGCUCCAGUUCAACCCCCACCACGACCCCUCACACCAGGACCAAGCCAAUAUCGAGGCCCUAUCACCAUCAAGCAGGGACAGAAGCCCUCAAGAGGACAGCCAGAAGCCAGACCCACUACAGAGGGCAAGAAACAGCCAGAGGUCAAACCCUCAGAGGGCAAGAAACAGCCAGAGGUCAAACCCUCAACAGAGGGCAAGAAACAGCCAGAGGUCACACCCUCAACAGAGGGCAAAAGUCCACAGCUGCUGCAGGAGGGCAUCAUGGAAGCAUCAGGAUUCACCAGGACACACUACACUAACUGGUACGCAUCUAAUGCCCAGUUGCCCUCCUUUACAGAGCCCAUGGUUGCCGAGGCAACACAGCUGAUGGACAGGUAUCAGAAGUAUUGUAAUGAGUUCCAUUAUCCUGAUGGCAAAGGUGUGGUAGACUUCUCCAAGUUCAGCAUGUCUACAACACUUGGCGGUAAGGUGAGGGAGGUGGAUGAUCCUACAGAGGUAAACGCAGCCUUUGAGGAGUGGUACAGUGGCAUCAACCCUUUCACACCUAAAACUCCUACUGCUGCUGACAUACCCACUACCCAGCUACCCCAAGCCUCAGACUCAAAACCCACGCCAGACACCCCAGCCAAGGCUCCUCCCGCCCAGUCCAGGAAGAAACGGACACAAGCGAUGGCUCAGUCCAGGAGGGCAGAAAAGGUGAAGACAAAGGAUACCAAGAAAGUGGAACAAAUUGAGGAUAUCCCACCAGCCUCUCCCCCGUCUCCCAAGUGCCCUCCCUACCCGUCAGGCUCCUGGCACCCGUUCACGGUGGAUAAGUCCUGCUCGCGCCAGGCCCGCUGCCAGCACCGUGCCACUAACGCAGCGCUGCCACCCAACGUCACCAAGUGGUUGAACGUGAGGAGGAACUACCUGUGUGAGCCCCCCUGGGUCACCACGGCAACCCUAGCCACCUCCCUAGCGCUGAGAGAGAGAGAGGAGAGACUCGCUAGUGACAACACACAUUCAUUCACAAAUACUGGAGGAAAUAUUUAUACCAAGUAGUACAGUAGUCAUGUUAAGUCACCUAUUAAAAUUACACUGUAGACCAUAAGUCAGGAACAAAAAGAUUUUAUUAUUUUAAAAAUGUCAAAAAUGUUGAUAAUCUUUCAGAAACAAACAUUCGUAUUUUCCAGAUGAAUUAGAUUACAAACCAUUGAGGAGGUGGAGCAAGACAUUAAACAAAUACUUUUACAGCAAUUCUCUUUGUCAGUUGCCAGGAGACGAGGCCAGGAGGGCAUUGAAAACCCUAGAGUUUGAAGAUGAUACCUCAGACGACAAGGAGAAGCCAAAUAAGCAGGUGUAAUAACGCAGGACGUCAACCAUUUAGAGACAUAUGGAAGACCACCACUGUAUUGGCCACUAUGCUACAGCACACUAUGAAUUAGUAAAUGGACUGAGAGGAAAAUGGCAAAUUACACCCUAUUCCCUAGACAUAAACUCUCCAAAAACGUUCCUCAAAGCAGUCAGGGUAAAUAGAAACUUGGACAUUAGAAUGUGCCAACACGUCAAUCUUUAAACUCGGGGGAACUCCUAGAAAAGGUGGACAAGGAGCCACUGAACAGACUGACCUUAGAUGUGAAGUGAUGACUUUAUUUCAGUUCAUUUUACUGCGAUGCGUAAAACACACUGUCAGACUAGGAUGUAAAAAAAA
This is a messenger RNA of Oncorhynchus mykiss (rainbow trout), 2935 nucleotides long. NCBI's taxonomy places the organism in Eukaryota, Metazoa, Chordata, Actinopteri, Salmoniformes, Salmonidae. The record is from RefSeq and is a predicted model, not a curated record.